This is a messenger RNA of Diachasma alloeum, 984 nucleotides long. RefSeq names its product high mobility group nucleosome-binding domain-containing protein 5-like. The coding region runs from base 1 to 984 and encodes 327 amino acids. Lineage: Eukaryota; Metazoa; Arthropoda; Insecta; Hymenoptera; Braconidae. The transcript is spliced from 2 exons. The record is from RefSeq and is a predicted model, not a curated record.
AUGGCAAGGGAACUUGCGGGUUACAGAGUCAGAAACGAUAAACUGCUUGCAGCAAAUAAGCUUCUUCUCCAACAGAAGAACGAGUCUGCUGAUCAGAAAUCAUUGCGGGGACUACUGCAAGACAUCGCCAAAGAUGUGAAAGUAGUGAUUGAUAAAAUCGAUUGUAUAGGUUUAGUAAAUUCGAUGAAGUGGCAAAAGGAGAAACAGUAUACCGUGACUGAGGAAAAUAUUCGAGAUAAACUGCGACGUAUCACCAAUGCAGCAAGGACUGCUCAACGGCAAUUAUUGGAGGCACCUGGGCAGCCCAUUCCCCCCUACCUGACUGAACCCGAAAAUCUACGAAAACGAAGACUUUUGAAAUCUGGUGGAGGUGGUGACGAUACCACUGAUGGGGAGGUAGACGUGGAGCCAUCACCGAAGAAAAUCAGAACUGAGAAAGCUAGUGAUCAGUCCAGCUCUACCGCUGCCUCGAUUAUUGUUACGAAGAAGUCUGCCUCUAAGGAUCCGAAAGGAACCCCUGCCGUUGGGAGAGCUUCUAAUGUCAAGGACAUAUCAAAUGAAUCAAAGAAAAUUCCAUUGGGUAAGGGAAGCAAGGACAAACAAGAGGGGGGUAUGAAUGCAGCAAAAUUGGGGGAAAACAGUGGAGGCAGAAAUGAUCACACUUCAUCCGCAGUCAUUCAAAUAGCUGGACAGGGAUUCAAUGGAGACAAUGAAGAAUUUUUGGUUGAUUCACUUUCCGAAGCCGAAGAAGCGAGUGGUGUUAAUGGGGAAAAUUACGAAGUCGAGAAGGAAGGUAAUGAGGGCGAUCAUGAUGAAGACAAGGAGGACGAAGAGUCUGAAAAAGAAGAUGGGAAAAAAGAUGAAGAACAAGCUAACCAAGAAGAAGUGGAUGAACCGGAAGGCACUCAGGAAGAUGAUGAUGAUGAUAAGAAAGGCGGAGAAGAAGAAGAUGAGGUUGACGGAAAAGUUGAUGAAGGAGAAUAG